Molecule: messenger RNA, 1580 nt
Organism: Tarenaya hassleriana
Lineage: Eukaryota; Viridiplantae; Streptophyta; Magnoliopsida; Brassicales; Cleomaceae
Product: F-box/kelch-repeat protein At5g26960
Exons: 1
Coding region: 101-1288 (395 amino acids)
Molecular function (GO): protein binding
Source: RefSeq, a predicted model, not a curated record
UAGAUACGCAAAGGCCAUCCAAAAUCUUAAAUACUCAUAGACUUCGCUUCCAAUUUAUUUUAUUCAUUCAUUUAUUAAAAGAUCACAUUUUGUUCUUCGAAUGUCAGAGAGCUGCAACUCUCGGCAUUUCUCAUGGCUGAUGAAAUCUUGCCGCCCGAAUCCGUCGGACGCCAAAUCCCUAGCUCCGAUCCACCAACCUUCUCCGGUGGCUUCUUCAGCGUCGACGGAGACGGAGAUUUCUUCUCUGCCGGACGAUUUGCUGCUCGAAUGUCUCUCCAGAAUUCCUUCCUCCUACAUUCCCUCUCUCGCCGCCGUCUGUCGCCGGUGGUCUCGCCUCCUCCUUUCCCCUUACUUUCUUCACCUCCGCCGCCGUCUAGGCCUCCUCCGGCAUUCUCUCCUCGCGAUCUCCGCCGUCGAAUCCGGCCUCUUCGCCGCGAUUCUGCAGUUCCAGUGUGAGACUGGCGGCUGGAGAGUCUCUUUCGCGGCUUCUAGUAGCUCCUCAACUUGUUUCGAUGGUGGUCAGGUAGGUCUUGCUCAUGCUCGCGCGGUAGCUAUCGGAUCCAGGGUUUAUGUUGUUAGCAGAAACUCCGUCUUGAGGUACAAUUCGUGGAUGGGAACUGUCACCGUGAGAUCUCCGAUGCUUUUCCCUCGGAAGAAGUUCGCCAUGGCUGUCGUUUCUGGUAAGAUCUACGUUGCUGGAGGAGGAGGCGGUGGAUCCGGUGUCGCGGCUGCGGUGGAAGAGUACGAUCCUCAGAAAAACCGAUGGCGAGUGGUGGCUCAAGCCCCACGAAGAAGGUAUGGAUGCAUCGGAACAGCCUUGGACGGCGUCUUCUACGUCAUCGGAGGCCUCAAAAUCGUUAACGACCUCUCACGCGCCGCCGCAGCGGGAGCUGCCGCCGCCGAGGCACCCGUCUACGCGAGCUCCAUGGAUCUGUUCGACGUUGGGGCAAGCCAGUGGCCGUUCUGGCGGUUCCAUGCCCUCCGACACCGCACUGGCGGCGGAGGCGGUGCAUUAGGGGAAUGGAGGAGGCUGAGGUCUCCGCCGCUUCCGCCGCAGGUUCGAUUAGACGGGACGGUGAGAUUCAGCUGCGUUGGGGUGGAAGACAAGGUAGCGGUGGUUCAGGUUGUGGGAUGCAUAGACGAUUUGCUCCGGCGAAGCGGAAGGAGCGAGAGAGGGUUGAGAGAGAGUCUGGUUUUGGUGUACGACACGGCGGAGGGCGAAUGGAAGAGGGGAGCAGAUCUGCCGGAGGUGAUUUCACGCGCCGCCUGCGCGUGCGUUGAGUGGUGAGGAAUGGGGACUAGUUUGGAUGCGCACGGUAAGGGUAAAAGGAAGGGGCUAACGUGCGCGCAUGGUGAAAAUUAAGGGGACACUGCCAUGAUAGCGAAUGAUAGUUUUUUUUUUUUUACUUGCACGUUGCUUUGAUUAUGCGUUUUGAAUUUCGAUAUGAUUUAUCGAGACGGAGGAAAAAAGCCUCGUCUUGGGAUUCUUACCUUAUUGGCUGUUUUCAAACGGCAUUCUUUAUUCAAUGUGAAUUUUAUAUUUUUAGAAAAAGAAAAAAAUGUACUAAAGGUUUUAGUCA